Messenger RNA from Toxotes jaculatrix (banded archerfish), 2797 nucleotides. Its product is annotated as trophinin associated protein. The transcript has 14 exons. The coding region runs from base 198 to 2267 and encodes 689 amino acids. NCBI's taxonomy places the organism in Eukaryota, Metazoa, Chordata, Actinopteri, Toxotidae. The record is from RefSeq and is a predicted model, not a curated record.
UGACAGCCCACCGUGGUGUGAAAGGACGAAACAAGGGAUCUUUAAAUCUGAGCAAAACGCUUGGAAAACUAAAACAUUUGGAAUUAAUUGUACGAGAAAGACUUUACUGGAUGUUCAGAAGGAAUUAACAGUGGCCCUUUUGUAUUUUAAAUUCUUCUUCACACCUUCAAUAGCCACUUCCUCCUCCUGUCAUCAUUAUGGAUUCCUCUACAGUCCUUCGCCAGCAAAGUCAGAACAAAAUCCACAGUGACUUAAUGAGAAUGAAGAAUGAACAUAACAAAAUGCCAGUGGACACAAAGGCUUCCAAACUUGUGUCUUCACCUCACCUUUCUAAAAAAGACAGUGAGAACAAAGAUCCAGGAAGCUCAGAAAUGGGUAGAAAGGCAGCUGUGCGACCAGGUGUAAGCAGGCUUCCAGUGCUUGCAAAAUCUCUUCGUCUCCAGACUCCCUGCGACUUCAGCCAAUCCCACUGUAGGUGGGAGGAGAAACCUCUGGCUGGUAAAACUAAGAAGAAAAAGCCAUGCACCAGGCCUGUGCCGUUUAACCUGUCUCAACCCAAGAGUUCAAGAACCACCAGAACAGAUCAACAGCCCCUAACCGUGCCACCAUCCCAGACUGGUGCUCAUGCUGUCCAACCUGAAAGCAAUGCAUGCAGUGCUCAUCUAAAGACGCAUUACGUAAAUUCAAAACCUACUAAACAUCCAGCUGUGUUAAACAGCCAUGUGGGCUCAUCACAUAAGUCUCAUGGAAAGGCUACAGAAAAUCUAUCCCACCUGUCAGAACAGUGUGGCCUUCUCAACACUUUAAAGACUUCAGGCACUUUGUCCAAUCCUCUGUCAGCCAUUUCUAAUAACACUCUGCAUCAGAACAGUGCUCUGUCUUCUUCGCAGCCUGCUCUUAGUGCAGAGACCUGUUUGGAAAACAUGAACCUGCUCAGUCUCAAAGAUCCGACCAAGACAUCACAUUCUAGCCAGAACACACAGCCGACCACCCAGGUUAAUUUUUCAAACGGUUCAACUGACAGCGGGGAGAACUUCCAGCCUGACCAUGCGGCUUUGGUCACUAUACUCCAGAACAAGGAAGUAAGCACCGCAAGUCUGGGUUCUGCAACUCCACAGUCCAAACCGUAUAACUAUCUGCCCCAGCGGGUGUCUGUCAUGAAGAGUCGACAAAAAGCUGGACCCACCACAGGAUCAGUAAAGUCAAUGCAGUUCUCUCCAGACCCUGCUGCACUGCAAAGUAUCCUCCAGAAUGAGGGGGUGAAGGCUGGAGGGUUCAUGGGCGCCACACCCCGGAACUCUGUUUGUCCGUCAGGCAGAGGCACUUCAGUCUACACAGCUCAGAGAGUGCCAGUUAGGAAAAAUCAUGCAGAGGCGACCGGCGGACCAGUGGCAGUAGCGCUCAGGGAGACUCCACUGAAGAAAUGGACUCCACAGAGAGUCCGUGACACCAGACAUCAGCCCAUGUCUGCUAUGAAAUGGCAUCUGUCCACACAACAGUCACCGUACGCCGGCACUCCCGCGCUGAAGAGCUGCAGAACCAACCUUCAGCCACACCAGGAGCAGGAGGUCGUCCAGAGAUUAUUUGAUGAUCAAGAGGACGAGCAGAACACGAAAGUGACAGACAAAGAUCCUGAGACACAAGCAGAACAGCUCCCAGUUCAGGCAUCAAGUACUAAAACCCACUGUGAAGAAAAGAUAGAGGCAAGCAGAACUAAUCUCAGUGAGGAUGAGGAGAAGGAGCAGGAGCAGAGGACUGUGGGAGGACAGCCGUUCAUCCAAGCGCCGCAGAGAGAGUCUGUCAUUUUUUUCUCAACGGGCAAAAAGCUGUUCAGGGCCCCGCGUUCUGAGAAGCAGGAGAGCUCCUCCGAUGAGGAUCAGCACGGUCCAGUUUCAUCAGAUCAGAGAAAGGUGCUGCCGGUGCAUGAAGAGACGUCAUCUUCGUCAGAACCAGCCUGUCAGGUCAACCCUCCUGUUCAGAGUCUGCACAGAGACAUUGUUCAGAAGAGUUGUGGUCUGAGUCCUGCUGUGGCCUUGCUGCGUAAGCGUCUUCCUCCGCUGGAGGAGCUACGCAUGGACGAGGAGGUGGCCACCUACACCUCAGUGUCUGUCCCCGCUGCUCCCGGAUUUGUCCCACCUCGACCUCGCUGUGGAAACCCGUUGGCCUCCAUCCUGCACCUCGAAGAGUCCUCUAGAUUUGUACCAAUUGGCUUCGAUCUCCCCUCUGGUCCUUCUUCUCCACUCAGCUCUCCACUGCAGGAGAGAUGAUUUGCACUACAAACACAGUAUUUGUUAUUACUGUGAAUAUCCAGAGUGGAUAAGCUUACACUGGUGAACUGAUGAGACUUUCUUUAGCAGAACUAAUGACGAUUGUCAUUAAACACUGUUGUUGCCAGCCUUAAUACAGAUCCAAAGAACACUGCUGGUAUCUGUUGUUUUUUGUUUUUUUUGUCUUAGAAAUGUUUGUACUUUCAAUAGAUCCUGGAAAAAAUAGAGAUUAUAUCUGGCAUCUUUUAUACUAAAGGCCCUCACGUUUGUCAAUAAUGUAGAUGCACAGCUAUUAGAUAUAAUGUUUAUGACAUGAAUCCAGAACUAAAUGUGGAAAAAUAAAUGUAAAGGGUCAAUGAAGACACUAGAUUUUAUCAGUGUUAUAGCUAUAGCAUACAUACAGAUUAGGAUGGCUCUGAGCAGUGUUAUUUGUUGUUAUUUGUAAUUCUUUUAACAAAACAGAAUCUUGUUGUGUGGAUUGAAAAUGAUUAAAGUUCAGAAUGUACAGUGUUUAUAAUAAAUGUAUAGAU